Molecule: messenger RNA, 3767 nt
Organism: Tupaia belangeri chinensis (Chinese tree shrew)
Lineage: Eukaryota; Metazoa; Chordata; Mammalia; Scandentia; Tupaiidae
Gene: SOCS6
Product: suppressor of cytokine signaling 6
Exons: 3
Coding region: 733-2340 (535 amino acids)
Biological process (GO): regulation of growth; intracellular signal transduction; phosphatidylinositol phosphate biosynthetic process
Cellular component (GO): phosphatidylinositol 3-kinase complex
Molecular function (GO): 1-phosphatidylinositol-3-kinase regulator activity
Source: RefSeq, a predicted model, not a curated record
GACCCGCCGCGCGCCGUCCUGCCCGGAGUUCCGGCGUCGAAGCGCGGGCUGGAGGGCGGGCCUGGGCUCCUUGGUACAAGCUCAGCCCACCUGGCCGGGCUUCUUUACUCUCCCACGGGUCUUUCGUGGCUCUGCUGUCCGAACUCUCCGCUCCCAGAAGAGAACAAUUUAGAAUGUAGAUUGUUUUGUUUGGUCUUGUAAGGAUUCUCUCGUCCUCCCAACCCGCUCCACAACUACUGAAUGACUAACCCUCCAACUGUCACGUACCGACAAAGACAAGCUGCGUCCUUAGAUACCUAAGUUCAGGCAUAAACAAGAGAAGGAAAAAAAAAAAAGAGCGAGAGAGGAGAGUGGAGGAAAUAAGUGAACAGAAGAGAAAAGAAAGGAAAAGUUACAAAGGCCAGGGCGAGGGGGAUAUGAGUUAGAAUUUGAAUAUUGCCAGUUGAUUUUUGCCCAGCGCACUGUGAUCGAUCUACAAAUAGAGGAAAAUUCUAUUCUAAACGCUGGCUUAAGACCAUGCUACCUCUGCAUGUCUGUAAGUGAGACAGUGGUGACUUUUGAGUUGGACUUGACAGAAUGAAUGGAGCUUACCAAGGGAAGAAACAGGGAAAUGGCUCCAAAGUUUAAAUGAAGCUGGAAAAACACACAGAUGCAGCAUUGCAGCCUCUCCAGAUGUUCGGGGAUACUAUUCCAGAGAGAAGGUGAUCCCCUUGGAUUAGGUCACUAGUCACAAUGAAGAAAAUUAGUCUUAAAACCUUCCGGAAAUCUUUUAACCUGAAUAAAAGUAAAGAAGAAACUGAUUUCAUGGUAGUCCAACAGCCCUCCCUGGCCGGCGACUUCGGAAAAGACGAUUCCUUAUUUGGUAGCUGCUAUGGUAAAGAGGUGGCCAGCUGCGACCUCAACGGGGAGGACGACAAAGGAGGGAAAAGCAGGUCGAAGAGCGAGAGCCUGAUGGGCACGCUGAAGCGGCGGCUCUCGGCCAAGCAGAAGCCCAAAGGCAAGGGCUGCGCGCCCGCGGGGAGCUCGGCCGACGAGGACGCCUUCUCCUCCUCCUCGGCGCCCGUGGUCUUCAAGGACGUGCGGGCGCAGCGGCCCAUCCGGUCCACGUCCCUGCGCAGCCACCACUACAGCCCCACGCCCUGGCCCCUGCGCCCCACCAACUCAGAGGAGACGUGCAUCAAGAUGGAGGUGCGGGUCAAAGCCCUGGUGCACUCCUCCGGCCCCAGCCCGGCUCUCAACGGCGUCCGGAAGGACUUCCACGACCUGCAGUCGGAAAGCGGGUGCCCAGAGCAGACCAGCUCCCUGAAGGGGUCGGACUCUCCCGGCGGGGACCUGCGCCUUCACCUGGACGAACACGUGCCUGUCGUCCUCGGACUCGUGCCUCAGGACUACAUCCAGUACACCGUGCCUUUAGACGAGGGGAUGUACCCUCUGGAAGGACCGCGCAGCUAUUGCCUGGACAGCUCUUCCCCCAUGGAGGUGUCCGCCGUCCCUCCCCAGGUGGGGGGGAGCUCCUUCCCUGAAGACGAGAAUCAGGUAGACCAGGACCUCGUCGUGGCCCCGGAGCUCUUCGUGGACCAGUCCGUGAACGGCUUGUUGAUCGGGACCACGGGAGUCGUGUUGCAAAGCCCCCGAGGGAGUCAUGAGGACGCCCCCCCACUCUCACCGUUGCUACCUCCAAUGCAGAGUAAUCCGAUCCAAAGGAACUUCGGCGGACUCACCGGCACAGACGCCCACGUGGCGGAGAGCGUGCGCUGCCAUUUGAAUUUCGAUCCUAACUCUGCUCCUGGGGUUGCAAGAGUUUACGACUCGGUGCAAAGCAGUGGCCCCAUGGUCGUGACAAGCCUUACAGAGGAGCUGAAGAAGCUGGCCAAACAAGGAUGGUACUGGGGCCCCAUCACACGCUGGGAGGCGGAAGGGAAGCUGGCCAACGUGCCCGACGGGUCUUUUCUUGUUCGGGACAGUUCCGAUGACCGUUACCUUUUAAGCUUGAGCUUUCGCUCCCACGGCAAAACACUUCACACCAGGAUUGAGCACUCCAAUGGUAGGUUUAGCUUUUACGAACAGCCGGAUGUGGAGGGACACACGUCCAUAGUUGACCUAAUUGAACAUUCGAUCAGGGACUCUGAAAAUGGAGCUUUUUGUUAUUCAAGGUCUCGGUUGCCUGGAUCUGCAACUUACCCUGUCAGACUGACCAACCCGGUGUCACGGUUCAUGCAGGUGCGGUCUUUGCAGUACCUGUGCCGCUUCGUUAUACGUCAGUACACCAGGAUAGACCUAAUACAGAAACUGCCUUUGCCAAACAAAAUGAAGGAUUACUUACAGGAGAAGCACUACUGAAAGAUUGACAACCCUGCAUCUUGCACUUUGGGAAUAACAAAAAGAUUUGAAAUACAGUUUACAAACUCAUUGCCAUCAAAAUCUUUUGCUGCCAUAACUUUUUCAGUUUUAUGUGUUCAAGAGUCGAUUUGUUUAGGGGGUGGGGAAAUGUCUGAAAGAUGUCCUGGGUUUAUUUUGGUUCUUUAAAAAGGGAAGUCUUGAAGUCUUAAGUGUGAAUUACCGUUCUUCAAUGUGUGGAAUAAUCACAAUGUGAAUGAUCAGAUUCUCCUUACCAUACCCACCCUAGUCCCUUGCUGCUAUCCACUGUGAUUUUUAUGCAUUCAAAGCACAUUUCAUGUGUAUUCAGCCCUAAGUAAAGUUGGAUGAAACUUACAGAAUGAAAAUCGCUGUGUCUUUUUAAAUGGCCCAUUCUCAAAAGGUAUUGCUACCUGUGUUAUAUAACACAGAAUUUACGUCUACACUGAAAAUUAUUUUUUUAAAUCUCAUCCUUUAAAAAGAUUUAUUUAGAAUUUGGGAUUGACGUGAUCUUGGGUAAUGGAGUAUAGAUCUGCAACAUAUCUUUUUACAACACUCUUUUUUAAAUUAUUUUUAAGGUUGCGCUAAUUUUUUUUUGUUGUUGCAAAAAGUUGAUGUUUCUGUUGCCUUCCUUUUCAUCUUGUGGUUUGUCUAUUUUAAUAAAUGGCCUUACAUUUAAAAAUUGUAACAAAAUGUAUACCACCAAUGUAGAAAUUGUUGCCUUUUCUGUCAUUAAACUCGGGUACAAAUUGGCAUAACAUAUAAAGACCUAUGGAGUUAGAACUAUUAUUAAAGAAAUAGUAGAUGAUCAUAGCUUCUUGUGAUAGCAUUUUUUUGUGUGUGUUAUCAGAUACUUUCCCUUGGUAAAAUGUUCUUUUGUCUGUGAUUGCUUUAGCCUACUUAACAUUUUCUUGGGUGCACUUGAUUAUAUAACUAAUUUUCAUAAAUGAACUGGAUUCUCUUGCAAUGUUAAAAUUUAUAUAAAGUUUUAAAUUGAUUUUAAUAGAAAGCAUUGUUUUAAAUAAAGUUGGCUUUAUAUUUUUAUGUAGUUACUAUUAAAACAUUCUAGAUUUGACCAUUCCUUUGCCCCACUAAAAACAACCCUGAAUGACUUCAGUUGGAAAAUGGUGAACGUUGUGAAACACAAUGUGAGAAAAAUACUCAGACUGCGUCAGAUGUACGGAAGUCUUAUUGCCAACCAUAUAAACUGCCAUUUUAAAAAUAGGUUUUUCUAUUUCUUCUUUUUAACGUUAGUAAAUCUAGGUAAUCUGGCAUCACUAGUUAUUUUAUCUCUUUGAGUCAUUUGUUGGGGGGAGGGAUGCUAUGUGGAAAUGCAGUGUUUAUUCAUUUCAUAAAUCUGCAAUGUAGCAUUUUAGCAUCACCCAGUCUAGAAAAUGUUUCCAGCUACACAG